AUGGGAUCGCCAUGGAGCAAAAAGAGACUCGAGACAUUCGUUGUUCUUAGCAUAUUUAUGGCAAUUGUAGUUACAUCACUUAGGUCGUUCAUCAUCUCCAAUUACAAAACAGGUGCUCUGCUGAUUUUUGUGUCUAGCCUUGCUAAAAUGCUUGUUUCGUAUUCAAACAUCCAAGCACUCGACUUCAAAAUAAGGCACGUGUUCUUGGUUGCCAGCUUGAGUUUCAUAGGAACAUGUCUGGGCACAUUUUCGUAUUAUCACAAGGCAUCAUGCACAUCAUAUGCAACUUCAUCAAGCAUCCAGUACAUCUUCAUUGCACUUGUGUCUUUUGCUUGGAGUGGGACUCGCUAUUCAUUUGCACAGUACUUUGGUCUAUUAAUUAUCAUGAUUGGGGUUUUCAUAGAGGUUUCCUCGGUUGAUGCAAUCUAUGAUAUCCCCAUGCAUACACUGACCGCAAUGGUUUCUGGAGUGUUCAAUGCAGCAAGCUUUGUUGCUUUUGAUCUGAAAGUAAAGCCUGCUUUAGAAAACAUCAAAAGCUUCUGGAGCUACAUGAUGGCAUAUACAUUCUACCUGGCAACAUUUUCAUCGCUCCAUCUGAUAGAGGAGAUAUUCAGCAAUGCACACAGCUAUGUAGAGGCACUUAAAUCUCCAAUGGCAUAUCUUGCAGUGCUUAGUGAAAUAAUAAUGGCAUAUGUCAUGUCAAGUGUCUCAUUGUACCUUGAUUCUGUAGAACGAUCAACUCUUGUGAAUGUAUGCACUGGUGCUUCAGCAAUUGCGUCUGAUAUUCUUCUUUCAUAUGAGAUAGAUGCACAGAAGUUCCUGGGAGUUUCACUUGCUAUGAUUGGAGCACAGAUGUUCAACUUCUUCUGGAGGGAGGAGAACACUGUGUCUGUAUGA
Molecule: messenger RNA, 897 nt
Organism: Ordospora colligata OC4
Lineage: Eukaryota; Fungi; Microsporidia; Ordosporidae
Exons: 1
Coding region: 1-897 (298 amino acids)
Source: RefSeq, a predicted model, not a curated record